This is a messenger RNA of Cephus cinctus (wheat stem sawfly), 15661 nucleotides long. RefSeq lists its product as uncharacterized. The record is from RefSeq and is a predicted model, not a curated record. NCBI's taxonomy places the organism in Eukaryota, Metazoa, Arthropoda, Insecta, Hymenoptera, Cephidae. The transcript has 9 exons. The coding region runs from base 2192 to 6304 and encodes 1370 amino acids.
AUAUUACCAUCAUUGUAAUUUGUAUUUUACAUAAUGUGUAAGGGUACAUAGAAUGGAAUUCUUGUUAAGUUAUAUGACAUGCAUUAGGCAUUACAUAACUUUAAUAAUAGUGAAUUAUAACAAAAACGUGAGAGAAAGAAAAAUUAUAUAAAAGCUGUCAUGGAAUAGUACCACUUUAGUACGUCAUAGAGCUACCGGAUUCAAGCUGGGGUUCCAGGUACGAAUAUCACAUCCCUGAAACCAGACGACUUUUUCGGAGGCCAAACGGCUGGUAGGCCGUGUCUCUGCGCAAAAGCGAUCGUUUAUUGUGUCGCGAGAAAACCUCGAGCGUAGGCUUUCACGGAGUUCUUGCUGGUCUCCAGGCUGUUGUCGAGUGUUGUAAAUACUUGGUGGCCAUCUCUGGAGACACGGAGGACGGUGAGGUCGACUUGCGUGGGUCUAAUCGUGGCAAAGCUGUCGAAUGCCGAGGUCCAGAGUAGCAGUGAACGGCAGCUCCUUUGCACGGUGCAGUAUCAUCGGCUGGAGCCUCAAGUCCUUUUGCACGUUGAAAGGCAGUGCGCGAUACUUGUAAACACGGUUGUGAAUCGACCUGUCGAUACACCUGGACAUUUUGGUAACCCGGCUGAGUCGUCUACGCGUAGGGAUCUAGCGAGCCGAUCGUGCUCUCUUUCUUGGGAUUGAAUAGGGAGAAAAUGAAAAGUAAAUCUCUCUCUGGUUAGCGAUCGAUAACCUCUUGAGGAUCAGAGCAAUCGGUUCCCGGAUGAAGAAUUCUAAGCAGCAGUGCACUUGAUUCUGUGAACAUUCAUUAAGUGUCAAUGGAACUGUGCAUGAGGACGAGUAUAUCUCAUCCUUCGUCAUCGAGGUGGACACAAGUGAAAACAGUGAAAUGAAGUUGUACUCUCAUUAAUUGCGGUUGAGAAACGUGUCUCUCCGUUGGAGAGUUUAUAGGUGGAAACUGGAAACUUUUUGUGUCCCUAGAGGCAAGAUACUUUGAUAUUUUCCUUAAAAAAUAGUGAGUUAUUACAUCUCAUGUGGAAAUGAAUGAGAAUUAUAUACACGGUCGGGACGGUGGCCAUCUUGAACUCAUCGAUAUCUCGAAUUCGAGCGUGAGCGAUUGAAGCAUCUUGUUUUUAAUUCCAUUCAAAGAUGAACGCGUGAUUUGUCCCUGUCUCUGUGUUUUACAUAGGGCUAUCUUGUGACUGUACAAAAUUGUAUACAUACUACUGAAUUUAUAUUAAAAGAUUGAUUAUCCGUAUAAACAAGAUCAACGAGAAUUCUUGUUGGAUGUGGGAAUUGUCCGUACUCAACCUAUUAUUGAGUGCAUCAUGUCACUCAAGCAUUUUUGAACGUCCUAACAACGCGAACACGUAAUUCCAUGUCCUUCCUUCGGACUCUGCUAAAAACUCCAUGUGAGUUGUUUGAGUGACAUAAGCAAAGCAGUGGUGUCCAUUUUAAGCAUCAUCGUGAAAAAUUGACGUCGUGUGCUAACUGUGAAAAACGGCCAUUUAUAUUCUCUACAUAAAUUUAAACUUCCUGAGUCUCUGGGGGAUGUUUUAAUGGGGCAGGAUAAAAGUACAGGGUUUUUUCGAAAUUUUCUUUGAAGGAAGAAAGAGAUAUGUCUUCGUGCAUUGAGCUGCCAAAAUAACCUUUUCGAUUUAUCGAUGAUCACGAUUUUACGUGGCAGAAAAGGGUGCCAUUUUCAAUGGCAGUUUGCACCGGAUAAGAGCCGACGAAUAAUCUGAAGGUGCGAGUGGUUUACUAGGUUAGGUUCAACGUCGCGAUCUGGCAAAGCAUGAGAAGUUGACUUGUUUUAUUCGGACGUUAUUGAAUUUCAUUGUGAAAUUCUUUUGAGAGCUAGAAUCAGAGAAUUCGUUGUAUUCUUGAUGAAACAGUGACUUUUGUUCGUGUUUUAGUGAAACAGGCUAUUCCAAACAAUGGUGUAAUUUUGUAGAAUACGUGGAAAAGUGUGAACAACAACAAUUUCUGUCUCUGAUGGAACUUGAGAUAAAUGUCAAAGCGUUAUGACGUUCAAAGCAACGGCUAAUAACAUUUGUAUGUGGAAAGCAGAGUCUGUUUGCAAGUAAAAUUUGCCUGAGUGUUUGUGGCUUUCAGGCAGCGUAGAUGGUUACUACCUGCCAGCGAGUCAUGGCCAUCAGGCCUUAGCUACAAAACAAGGAAUGAAGAAGAGGAUAUGAGCACGGUGGACACUGCUCUGUCAAUAUCCAUCAAAAUGGCCCCUGGGCCUGAUCAUCGUCAGGAACCUGUAGCCCCCGAUAAGACAACUGAGAACCGAGUUAAUCUUGCAUCUGAUACCAGUACAGAAUCUGCUGUCACCACUGCAACCGUUGUUAAUUCUCCUCUCAAUACAACAGAACCUGCAGAGGCCAAUACAACACAGGGCAUCACAACUAAUAAUUUUGAAAAUAAGCAGGAGGAACCAGCGACUCUCUCCACUUUGAACGAUAGCGAGUUGCGCGCCUUGUUGGACGAAGCCAUAACGUACAAGUGUCCCAAAGACCGUGAAGGAAAAUCCAAUCUCUUUAAGGAACUUCUUGAAGAAGUAGAGGCCGACGAAACUGAGGAAGGUCGUCGUGCUGUUGCAAAUUCACGCUGCCUACCUGGUUCGAAUCGUCGAAGACACAAACGGGACUCAGUUUCUGAACGUCUUACCCACGGUGGUUCUUUGCAGAAUUUAGCACAGCCUGUCAAUUCAGAGUUUGACAGUAGUUUUGCUUAUCUGACCUCUGGAUCGAGUCAUACGUACGGAGGCGGUAGGAGGAAGGGCAAGAAACACACUGGACCCAGUGUAUCGGCUAGACAACGCGAAGGUGGUUCGCUGCCUUCUAACGUGAACGCAUCGCAUAGUCUUGCCUCUCUAGCUUAUUUAGAAUUCAACUUUGAUAAGAAGAAGGGAUUCUCUGAGGAACGAGCUGUUUCUGCUUACGACUGGACCAAUAAGGAAAAAUCCAAGUCCCUCGAUAAACCGUCUUACAGCGGUUCGAAGCGCGAGGAUAAGGAUAAAGAGAAGAAAGAUAAUAAAAGGGAAAGCACGCAACAGAGUGGGCCUACAGAGCCGGAUAGCAGUGAACAACGAGAGAAACGGGGGUCCAAGGGAAAGCAAGGGACAAAUGAGAUGCUCGAAUCGGACAAUCCACCUCCGGAGUACAAGUCGGAUUACAUGGUAAUCGAUUUGGGCGAGGUUGAGGUCAGUGGCAUCGGCGAACAUAAUGCGACAGUCACAGGAGCCGGUGCCCAGCGACCUCACUCUCUGGACACCGAGGACGAUGAAGGGACUGAAAUGAAAAUCAUCGAACCACGUAGACCGGUUCAAUUCAUAACGCGUGCUACCUUCGAUAUUACUCAAACACCCGUUGACACCACCAUAGAAUUUCCAAUACGCGAGCACAACGGGAAACAAGAUAAACCAAAAGUUUCUGUUAAUGGUACUGAACCAACGGGAGCUUUAUCAUUUCCUACAUAUAACAGCAUGAAAUGUGUUGUCGGUGGGACAUCGGGUGGUUCUAGUACUCAGCAGAACAAGGUUCUCGUGCCGAAUGUCUAUUCCGUGAUGCCUGUAAAUUGGCCAUCGCCUAACAUUACCAUGGAAGCUGUUUCAAGAUUAACGGCUCAACACAUCACUAUGAAGGAUUCCUCUGCUUCCGGUGAAAAGAAGUCCUUGGACGAGAAUGGAAAUGCUGUUCAGGGUUACAAUGGGGAACGGAAGAAAUCACGAAGAAAGUACGCCCAUCAAGAACCUAACGUGAUAGUCUACAAAGCUGAGACCGUGAAAGGACAUCGUAACGAGAAGGAUAUAGACACUCUAAUUAAUUUUAUUGAGAACAAGGACUCCAAAGGGAAGAAAGAUAAAGCUGUCAAUGCCGUGAGGGUAAAAACGAGUUCUGAUGCAAAACCAAGGGCUAGGGAAAAGGAUACCAAAAGGGAAGAAACACCGGCCAAGUUACAUAAAUCCAAUUCCCUUGAAGAAAUUUCCAAGACUAAACUCGAGGAUCUCACAGCUGAGAAAAACACAAGUUCCAGUGGCGCUAGCAGUAUUUCCAGUCAACAGGGAACCAUAAAUGUUGCUUUGCGACGUGCAAAGCAGCGAAGCACCGGCGAUGCCACCAUUGAUUGUCGCGGUGACAGAAGGUCCUGGGGAACCGAGGAAGGCCAAUCCAUCUACUGCAACGACACUGGUGAUGAUUACGCGACCCGUCGACACUCCAACAAGAAAAUCAUUGCAGAUCCAGAGCCGGAACAGGAACCGGAAUUCCACGUGGUGACGAAGAAGAAAAAGAGUAAGAAACAACGCAGAAGUUCCAGUGGUAGUAGAGCGCAGAAUUUGGCAAACUCCGCGUCUUAUCUUCAACGAUCGAGAGGAUUUACCGCAGAAUAUCGGACUCCUCUCUCACCGGAGCUCAGACGGAAAUCUGCCAGCAGUAUGCCUCCAAGUGACAAGUCCGACAGCAGCGACUUAGAUUCGGUUCAUUCGUUGCCCGUGACUUCUAAUUCAACGAAGCACAAUUUAACGAAAAACGCAACUUCGUCAAGCGGAACUCCGCAAGCCAGCUAUGCCGAGAUUGCUAGGAUGGCUACUAUUAACAUGUCACAGAGUGCUGUCUUGAAUAUGUCUACAAUGGUCCCGAAUGUUCUCAAUACCGCAUCCUGGCCAAGUGUGCCGUCUAAGGCAACAUCGGAACCGGACAAGUUACCGCAAGAUUAUUAUCCCAGUCUAGAUGAGUUACAACACUCCGAUAGGAAAAUACGACAACAUAAUUUUGCCUACUCGAAUCACGUACAAAAUAGUCUCAGUCUGAGCUUCGAAAAACCGCCUUCGCCCGUACCUUCGAAAACUAAAAAUUCGCCAGAGAGUAAAAAAGCUGAGGCUAACGAAGAAGCCAUCAACAAGAAUAUUCAAGUGUUCAAGUAUGUACAGGACAUCGAGAAGAUGCAUCAGAGCCUCGCACAACAAGAAAACAAGAACGCGAAUUCAAACAAUUCCAGUCCGAAUUCCGACAGUACACCUGUGAAUCCUCUGCUACCGAAGUUGAACAAUUUCAUUGUAAGCAAUACUUUACCCGAAAUAGAAAACAAUAAUUCACACGAUCACAACACAACCAAGGAUACCAAUGCUAAUACCAAUGCCAAUAUGAAUGCUAGAUGUAAUAAUAAUCCACGCUCACGAAGAAACUAUCAGCAAAAUGUUCAAAAUCAGCAACAACCACAUUAUGAGGAACCAAGAGAAUUCAGAAAAGGAUGGAAUCCGCAACACGAGGAUAACACGAAGAAAUUGAUUAGUGGACCAAUUCAGGUACAACACGAUGACAAUUUAUCUAAGAAAUCUAUCAGCAAUGCUCAAAAUCUAGCACCAUUGGCAAUUCAAGAGGAUUCUGAAAUGAACAAAUCCAGAAAUCAAACAAGGCCAGUUCUGCAGCAACAGGCAGUCAAUCCUGAUCCUGAGGCUACGACGAGAAACAUUAAUAAAAUUGACAGGACUACACAAGGAAAGGAUCAUCAACAGAACAGCACGAAGAACGAGACCGGAAAGAGUAGCAACGUUCAGUCAUCAAAUUCAAAGCAGGAGGCUGAUGAUAUGGAGGCAAGAAAGUCGAAACAAUUAUCAGGAAAGAAUGUGGACAAGGAACAAUCUCAGAAAUCCAUAACAGAAUCACACUCUGCAAGCAAGACAAAGAACACAUCCUCCAGACCACCAGUAAUCAUGGAUGACAUGAUGACUUCUUCGGAUCCACUCAGAAAUAGUGAUUCACCAUGUGAGCUUGUGUUUGGUUUUGACGUUAAUGAGGAACUUCUUCUCUCAGAAGACUCAGAAGCAACCCCAACUGCCAGUCCGGUUUUCUCUCCAGUGAUACCGCCUUUCUUCGAUAAGCCACCACCAAAUUUCGACAGACCCCCUCCUCCCCAUAGGUUCGACAAAUAUCCACCGAAUUUUCUUCCACAUCCGCAUCAUGCGCACCCACAUCCGCACAUACAGCAUCAUCAUCAUCCAGUGCAUCAUCCUCACAUGAUGAUGCCAUCUCUUCCAUAUCUGGGAUAUUCACCACGGUUUCAUCCUCCUCCUUAUAUGCCUCCAACACCACCACCUCCACCUGGCAUUUUAGAGAAGUAUCAUCAUCAACCUAAGGAAGACUUCUCGGCGCGUUACAUCGCACCGGAUGAUGGUGUCAACGUGCAGACAUACAAUCACGACAAAAUCGUCAGCUUUGUUGGACUCGCGUGGGAAGCCGUUAUGCGAGAAAUACCUAUGACUGCCGCGACAGGUCGUGUGCAGUACUACAGUGGACAGUGAGAUAUAUUUUUAAAACACUAGACAAGUAACAUGAUGAAAACUGCUAUAAAUAUUUGGUAAAAAAAUCUCGUCGCGAAUCGCGAAACUCUAGAGUGCUUUUAUCGCUGGCGCGAGACCAACUUUGUCCGUAUGUGACGGAUAGGGGCACGCAUCCCCAAUGGGAAUUAAUGUUUCGCCCUACUGGACUCUGCUUACAAGUUGAAAUCGAAAAUUGACGUCCGAGACGCGUCAGCAAUUCGUCUCUUCGAUUCGUAUCGGACGAACGCGUGACGACGUUGGCGUGUUCCAGUGCCUCGGUCGAUAUAGUCAAGAAAAUGUAUAUAUAAUAGUCCAUCGUAACAUGAGAUAACGGCUAGUGAUAAGGCGCGGCGCUAAUCGUGCCUUUGUCUCUUACGUCCUAACGAGACAUUGGGCAAAAACUGUCAAAUUAAGCGUUAACGUAUUCGUAAACGCGUGGAUCACUUAAAAAUCCCGUGAAAAUGCCCUAACCAAAAAAAAAGAUAUAUAUUAGAGAAAGUCAUGAGGAGUCUACGUGUCUCGAGAUGAAAUCGUUAAAACAAAAAAAAAUUAAAAAAAGCUAACUACCCCCCUGCCCUCAUACGGAGGUUAAAGAAAAAGGCAGAAGGAAGAUCUCUGAUUAUUUUGAAUUAAAACCGUGCGCGUGUAAAUAUUUCAACGAUCGGUGUAAAUUUUUUAACGUUUCCUUUUAUUUUUUGUUUCCGUAUCUCCUUUUUCUUUCUUUGUUCCUUACUUUCCCAUCUCUCGUCUUGCUCGAGACAGGUAAAAAAUUAAUUUGCGUCGGAACUUCUUCGUUCCUUUCUUAUUUUCCAUGAUUCAUGAAGUAAUGCGAGAUAAAUAGAACGAGACAAAAAAUGAUAUAAAAUAAUGAAAAAAAAGGAUACACGAUGUCGUGCAAAGAAGGACAUUCGCAAUCAACUACCACGCGUCUCUUCGUUAUUUAAGAACAACAUCAAGCAAACAAUUAUCGCGACGCGGUACACGGUUUCCUAAAUAACGCUAACAGUUGCGUCUAACAGUGUGAUACAUUGUCCGCACAGUCGAGUGAGAAACACGAGAGACCGCGCACUGCAAGAGAGAGAGAGAGAGAGAGAGAGAGGACUGUGUGCUUUUGAAGUGAACUGCCGUAUUAUAUCUCUCCGCCGGCAGGUCGUGGAAUUGUGAUGAAAACUAAGAAAAUUUUUAAAAUUAAAAAAAAAUAAAAAAUUGUUGGAUGCCUGAAACAACCUGGAAGCUGCUUUAGCCUCUGGCGAAGGACUCAACUGCGACGAGGGAACGUCACAUCCACGCUCGAUAUUUGUAUAAAAUGAUAAUAUAGUGUGAAUCGCGCGUGGAAAUUAAUAACUGUGACAAUAUGGAUACGCGACUUGGAUGACUCGCAGCGGAAGAUACAUUUACCAGUAGCAAAGUAACCCGAAAGGUAAAAAGAGAAAGGCAAAGGACACAGAAGCGACUCUCGCAAGAAAAGCCAAUUUCGACUGGCGUACAUUUGUUAGGAAAUAUUACUGACAGUAAACCGCGAAUCGUCAGAUGGAGUGCGUGUGUGUGUGAAAAAGCGCUAAAUUUUUACACAAACUCGCUUAUUUAAUAAAAUAUCGAAUAACCAAUUAUGAAUUACUGGUAACGAUAAUUCAAUAGAAAUAACUUGCUUGUGAUCGUGCGUCGCGAGAGUGCGGAUGAGUGUAGUCCAUUUCUAAUAGGGUUUGUUGCUCUAGUUGUUCUAACAACUUUAGGGGUUGCUGCUCGAAUUUAUGAUACGUAAAAAUGAUUGGCAAUAUAUUUUAUAUAUUUCAAAAGCCCCACAGUUCAUAAUAAUACAUAACGUUUACGCAGGUACUUUAAACUUACUUUUAACUAUCCGUUAUUUAGCUUUUUUUUUCAAUAUCGUUCAACCAUCUUAUUCGUGCUUCUUCAAUUAUGUAUCAUGUGUAGAAAAUUGAAAAUAUUCCAUGAUAUAAAAGAUAUGAUCUGUAUCUGGGUAUUGCGAUAGUCAAUGUAACUGAAACGGUGUUGUUACCGCUUUUGCUGCUGUUAGUUAUUGUUGUUGCUGCUGUUGUUAUUGUUUCACAUUGAAAUUUACUGAAACCCUUGAGCUUUCAUUAGUAGAAAAGAGGGAAAAGCAAGGAGGCCGUGUUCAUUCUAGGAAAGAUAAAAGCAACUGCUAAUUUUGAAACGUCUUUAUUAUCGAAAUACUGGAAUACGUAAUGGUUCACCAAUAUUUACUGAGAACAUUUUUGGAUUUGUUACUGGUAGGAUAUUCAAUAUCGUCUCAACAGUAAAGCAGUGAAAUAAAAGUAGCACAAUGUCUGUUUAAAGUGCAGGUAACGAUAAUGAGACUGGUUGGAAGACAUUUUUGUAUUUUCAAGCUUUUAAUUUUUUUUUUUAAUAUUUAAUUCCUCGAUUAUGUCAUUUCGAUAACAUGCAUAAUGAUGUUGCUGUUCUUUGGAGGUUAUUGGUUGUUGCGGAUUACAUUAUGCUACUUAAAAGUAGUAUAUCAAUUAGGUCUUUAUUUAAUUUCAAGCCAGAACAUUUUAUCCAGGUGGCAAGAAAUUUAUUGCACGGUGAUAGAUUUUUAAAAGAUUUUUGGAAUAAAAAUUAUCGGCGAUUCCAAAUAACCGUUGGUAAAAAAGACGUAGAAAAGAAUGAAAAAGAUAGACUCCAGCGCAUAAUAUUUUACGCCUGCGUUGUUCAGCUUCAAAUUUUAUCAAUAUUUCACAAGAAUUCGAGUUAUUUAGAAUGUCAUUCGAGCAGCAACCUUCAUGAGCCAGUAAUACACAAAAAAAUAUAAAACGGAAUAACUUGAAAAAUUGCAAAAAAACUGAUUCGUCCUCCUCCCUCGCAAUAUCAAUCAACCAACCUAAUCCCCUAUAAGAGAAACAGAAGGUAAAACUGAAACGAUAAAUUACCUUGGACGGGUUUCGCCUGAGAGCAUGAGAGGAAGAUGUACUGUCUGUUUAGUAUUAAUGAUAAUUAAUAAUUAUUAAUUGCAAAAUUCAUUGUUUUGUUGUUUUUCUUCAAAUUUGUUUUCUUAUCUGUUUUUUUUCACUUUCUCUAAGCUAUUUUUUGAAUUCUCAAAAUUGUACGUGCUAAAAGGAAAAAGGAAAAAUCAUCCCGUUGAAGUUAUCGCUUUGCUUUUUUUUUUUAAUAUUAUACCUUUCACUCAUAAAAUCUUUCAUUAUUACCAAAUUUAAAAGAUUUCGCUUUUCUUUCUUUUCAUUUUUUUCUUUUUCCUUUUUUUUUGUUUGUUUUCGUUUUACGCGAUAACAUGCGUUCGUGUAAUAAUCCCAGCCGACGGCGCAGCCUUGAGCGAGUUAAUAAAUAAAACUGGAAUGUGAAAAUGAGCAUUAAACGAAUGAAAUUAAAAUAUUUAGAACGUGACAAGAAGCAUCGUUGCACAAUGAUCCACUGAUCACAUGGUCACUCAAUACAAACGACUGAAAAUCAUUGUCACAUGAUCCUAACGUCUCUAUUUCGGUGGUGGUCACCAUUGUGCAACAACUGCAUUCAUGAAAGAAAAAUCAAGGUGCUUCAGCAGCGCCUUUAAGCUAUGGUAAUUACUGCGCACCGGCCACGGACUGGCGCCGUUGCCCGGAUUCGUAAUAAAAAAAAGUGUCUUUCUCUACUUCUUCUUUUCUCAAUACUACGAGAAUGAAGCGACGAAUAACGCAUAUGUACUUGAAACGAAAAUUAAGCAAAGAGGACCAUGCAUCUACACAUUGUAUACAUAUAGACGCGCAAUAGCACACGCGUCAAAGGCGAGAAUGAGACACGUGCCGGUUUUCGUAAAAUUAAAUCCGACGGCACUUUGACGCGGCGCUUUGCGACGUCGGGUAUCAGUAAGUGCGAGCGUCGCGAAUAAUAAGGAUGGUCCGACGAUCUCAGAGUAACUUGUGUACCAGCGUACAAUUUGUUAUUCAGCGUACAAGAUUUUCUGUACUGUAUAUAUAUACAUACACGCAUAUAUAUAUAAAUAUAUAAUUAUCUACUAUUAAUUAUUAAUAAUACUGUCGAGCUGUUUGAUGACUAUUAUUAUAUUAUAUUAUUAUUAUUAUUGAUUAAUUAAUUAGGCGAAAUUCGAAAAGACUAUUUGGAAGAAUGUAUGUCGGUCGUGCAUGAUUGCUGCAUCCGUGCGUGCCUGUGCAUCUGUAUGUUUGUAUGUCUGCUGCUGUGUGUCUGUACUUUAAUUGAAGGCUGCGCCGAUUGGUUGAGUAAAAUGCGAGAAAAAAAAAAAUAAGGGUGUUUUGUUGCCAACGUUUAGUAUGUUGCCAAAGUCCCAUUGCGGGUAGAACGUAUAUGCCUAGUGCGUGGAGAUGCUGGACGUCAUUGCGAUUACGUUCGAUGCUUAUGCGAUUACGCUCGUAAGUGUUGUAAUCUAUACGAGUACAUAUAUUUUCCUGUUAACGAGAACGAAUAACGCAGCGAAUCGUACGAAACGAAAGAUAAAUGUCUCAUGGUGAUUUCAGUUUAAAGAAUCGUCCAUGAUACAUUAUGGCGGCACUCGCUAUACGCAUCGGCCAAUACUCGCGAGAGCGUCUCUCAUCACUGUCGUGAAGUAUUCUUAAGAGAUGCCACGUAUUCGCUGGAUCGUUGGAUUAGUGCGAUUAUUGUUAUUAUUUCUUAAAAGCGUUAAAUUCGCCUCGAUUUUAGUUUUUCUUUUAUUCUUCGAACAACAAGUGGUAUUAGGGCGAGUCGGUGCGACCGUUUUGCGUACGUUCUCUGUCUUCUAUGAUCUAUGGCAGAGAAUCGCGAAUACCGAAAUUUAUUCUUGUUUGUGAUAUUUCCUAUUAUCCAUUUCCACGGAAUACAUGGCGUCUGCUGUAGCCAUCGCGAUAUGCCACAUUGUUAUACCAAUGUCCGUAGCUUCGAUUUCAAAAAGAUGUACGAACAUUUGACGACGAGGGCAUCGAAUGCAGGAAACACACGCAGACGCGCGCAUGAGUAAUUACAUGCAUACACACACAAAUUAAACAGUUAGGAAUGUAACGAGAUACACACCAGAUGAAAAUUGUGGGAAAUAUAUGUAUGGAAAAAAAAAAGAAAAGCGUGAUAAAAAAAAGGGUGUGACGAAAUAAAAUGCUGUCGCGUAAAACAGACAUGCCCCCCUCCUCUUUAACGCCGUGAGAUUAACAUUAUUGUACUCGGCAUUUGGCCUUUACGCUGUUCUAUCUGCAAGUCAUACGGGCUUUUGCGUGCGUCGCUGUGAUAUACGCGGAGAGACUCGAGAGGAAUAAAUCGUUGGAUUUAUUAGCACGGAAUUUCAUAGGUAAACUUACCCAUGACGGCAUCACCGUCAACACGCUUGCGGAUAAUCCAUUGGUUUUUCAUGGGCGUAGAAGAAAUUCUGUUUGGAUGAAUUCGUUUGCUUUACCUGUUUCACAAUAUGUAUGUGUGUAUAUAUAUAUAUAUAUAUAUGUAUAUUGGCGUAUAUAUAUAUAUAUAUGCAUAUAUUGAUAAUAUAUAUCGCUGUUCAUCCGCUUCCCUACCCACUCUCCUUCCCACUCCCAUUUCAUUGUCGCGCACACACACUCCAAAUAAAGAAAAGUCAUGUGAUUAAUUACUUGGAACUUGAUUCCUCUAGGGGUUUUAAUCCAAAACAAAGGAAAAAAUAAGGAAGACGAAGAAGAAUAUGAUUUAUUACACCGUAAGUCGUCAUUAAAGUCCUGUAUAUGUAUUACUGCCGUGCGAGUUUACAAUUCGCGGUCUCCCAUUUCAUUUUACGUUUGUGAACGACGAUCGUCCAGCUAGACCCUCCGAUUCGGGCGGAGGCAAACUGCAAAACUUCCUCUUACAUAUAUUAACUUUAUGCUCACUAGGAAUCGUUGAUUGAUCAAUCAGUCAAAUCGAUCCUUUUGCUUUUAGUUUUCGUCGCAUACGCGCCCUCCCUCAUUCGUAAUCCAUUUUCAUUUCGUGCAGACGAGGAACUUAAGAAUUCGCCUUUUUAUUAGCUUCCAAAUUUUGUUCUUUCGUAAAGCUUCGUUGUAGCGGCUCCUUUAUCUUUCUUUUUUUUAUUUGACGUUACCACAUUUCGUCUUUUUUUUUGGUCAUCCGUCUGUUGCGUCACGCCGGAAAAACACUUGACAAUCGCGAAUACUUGAUACUUCCUGUGCCCGAUAAUCGCAAGCACGAUUUUAAAGAAAUUUAAAAAAAAGCAGAUAAUCACGUGACGAUUUAAACUGCGACAUUCCUUUGAUCCAUCUUCAUUAAUUUUUUUUUUUCAAUGUGGGCGCAAAUCAUUUAUACCGUUUAACCGCGUGAUGUUAACGUAUAUUAAUAUCAUAAGUGAACAGCUACCCUUUCGAUUGCGCGCGCAUGUGCGUCGUGCGUGCGUUUCUGCUAUGCGUAUUGCGUAUGUGUUGCUUGGGUGAGUGGGUGCCUUUGAUGUUGAACGUGUGAGGCGGUAUGUAUGCGUCAGAAGGUGUGUUUUCUCAUUAAUUACACUUUCGUUUCAUAUAUAUUUUGCAUUCUUCGAAUGUUCGAUUCUUCGAGUUUAGUCUCCUUCCGCUAGCGUUUAAACGUUAUUAUUAUUAUUAUUAUUAUUAAUGCAAGCACUGUCCUUUUAUCGUAAAAGGGAUGAAGUAGCAGAAAGGUAUAAGUGGUGUUAAUGAUCCGAAUGUUCCAACGUGUAUGAGAUAAGAUUACAAGUAAAAUUUCGUUUGCGCUAUGGUCUUGUUGAUUUUUACAUAAAAAUUUGACAAAAGUCCUGUAAAUCUUUCUAUUAUAUUAUCUUUGCAAUUUUGUAUGAAUAUCCUCAGUUUAAAGUACAUUCUUAUAUUUUCGUUUAUGAAUCAACACAGUCGGUUCGUUCGCUUAUUCUUUUCUUUUUCUAUUGUUCGAAUGGUUCAUGGUGGGUGUGGUUUUGAUCGACUUUUCGCGCCAGUGUUUCAUUCACCUGUGAAAUAGUACCUAUAGUCCCCACUGUAUUUAGAAGUGUCGCUUCGAGCGGCUACGUGAAAAUCAGAAUAGCGUAAACGGAUGAGUGUCGAUAUUUUGACGGAUCGAAUAAAGAUGAACAGGAAGAUUAGAGAAGAAGUAUGUGAAGUUACGCCCAGUCAAGCAAUAUUUCAGUGUUGCUUCUUUGUUUUUGUAAAAUACAGACAAUAAAGGAAAGAAUUAUAAAAGAACCAAAAAAAAAAAGAAAAGUGAGAAAACAAACGCUAAGCCAUAUUUAAUGUAAAUGAAAGGAAGAUACUAAAUGCAACCCGAUAAAAUAACUAAUCUCUUCGCGCGUGCUAUUCUCGCGCGCCUAGACGUUUAAUUCCUCAGUAAUGAAUGACAGUAUUGAGACGACGAGCAAUUAAUUGACUUUCGUUAAUUAGGGUACGACGAAUCAUCAUACGAGAUGGUGAAAUAAUCCGUGUAAACGAACUGUUUCGAUAAUUUCAUUAAUCGAAGUGUGUCUAUUAAUCAACUCGUGUAAUCAAAAAGACCACCAAGUCACGGUCUAAAUUCGAUCCGUAAUUAAACAAAAGAAAGCUAACUGAUAAAUGCGCUUCCUAUGCGCAAAACUGCUUUUGCAGAAUAUAUAAACACUAAUUGCUUGUGUCCAAUGAAGACAAUGUGUAAUGCGUAAAAGUAAAAGAGGACACGACGAUGUUUCAGUGUAUUCGAGGCAACUUUAAAAGCGAAAGGUUAAAGCGAUGGCACGAGGGAUAAUAUAAAUAAAAUAUUUAAAAAGGAGCAUCCAAAUCAGUCCUCACGCAUUUCCAUUUUGCUGUUGUAUAAAGAAAAACCGAAAGGAAAAAAAAAGGCGUGGAAAAAGAAGACAUUCGAAAAUUAUUGAACCCUUGUAUAAAACUUGCGAAUGAAAACUCGUAGUAGCCAUUAAUCGUAUAGCGCACUACAUUUACCUACGCAUAGAGUUUAAGGGUAAGUGUGGGGAUGUUACAAUGCGAAACUGUGCGAAAGUGAAAGUGGACGAAAUGAUCGCCAUAUGAGGGUUCGCAGUUGUUUGAAUUAUUUGAUUGACAACAAGAGAAACAGUGUCGCCAUUUGAGCUCCGUUGAAAAGGCGGGAAAAUUUAGAACUCGCGAUUAAUCCACACUGUAACGGUUGGACGAUUUACUUGACAAGAAAAAUACUAUUCUCGAAAUACAACUUGGCGGACGGAGAGUGCACCGUGGUACUCGCUAGCAUUUUAAUUGAAAAAAUUUUGCUUCUUGUCUAUUAUUUCAUUCUCUUUCUUGGAGUUUGUUCCAAUUUACAUGAUUAUUGAGUUUUUCCAUUGUAAGAUUUCCAUUUAAUGCACUGCCGUAAUGGCGGCACUACUUUCGUCUGUCAUUCACGAAACAUUGCGCUCAUACCAGAAUGCAAUGGUCGUUAUACCUAUCUUGUAAAACUCAAUUGACACAAAAAGGGAAAUUUUGUUUCCCUUUAUCUCACGUUAUGCAGUUACAGAGACAGCGAGUGCACUGUUGCACUUUCGGUUUCAGUAACUGUGCUAUUACGUCCUUACUGUUAGUCAUGAACAAAAAAAAAUUAAAAAAUCGAAAAUUGUGCCGGACUCCGUAAGUUUAUGAAAAACUUUCGUUCCAUCUGUACGAAUGGUUGUAUCAGUGCAUCUGUGAUCGUUGCCCUAACAUUCUUUCCUUAUUAACUUUAAGCCGAAUGAAACCUCGACGAGUCUGUGGACUACGAUACAUUGUGAUGUGAUAUAGCUAACGUAUGUCUUUAAUGGAAAAAUGCAUGGUAUCGACAUAGUCAAGUCUCAUUGUUUACCACAGAAAUAGUGCAUUUCCAUGAAAUAUUCAAAAUGAUGCUUGAUAUCAAAUUUUCGUUUAUCCAACAGGGAAUGAAUAUUCAAUGGUUCAAUAGUGGCUACUGAUUACCAAUUAAAAGAGCUAAGGAGACUUGCUGAAGAUAAAAAUACAAAGAAUGAAAUUAUAGCCGAAAUACAUGAUACGUUUGGUGGAUGAUCAUUCAUUUUUAACAAUGCAUUUUAUCUCUAUUUUAUUGUUUGGCUUAUGUUAAUUAUGUCGGUACUUAUGUCAUAUCGAUUUCCUUGCCUGCCUACGAAGAGUACGUUUUGAAAUUCACUGUCAACAUUGUGGGCAUUAUUGGGUCUCCACGCUCUAUUGCAUAGAGGUGAGCUGGGACAUAACGAUAUUCGCAGUACUAGCAGUGAAUUUUGGAACGUAUCCGAAAGCUUCAGUUUGAAAAAUGUUUGGCCUCGUUCCCAAUUGUCCAUUUGACUCGUGAGGUAUGGGUAUUCGGCUUUCAAGCAGGUCUAUAAAUGUGGAAUGAGAAUCAAGGAAGAAACGACUAAUCAUGAGAAAUAUUUAAAAAGAUUGUACCAUGGUCAAUGGCCGCUGGAAAAUAUAAGUUGAAUAAUAUUGUUAAAAA